AUGAACCCGUAUGAUAUGCCACCGGCUUUUUGCAAAGCUCAGACGUUCAUCAUAUACUAUUCUGCUCUCUCCGUGACUGGAGUAUGUGCCGCCUUCACGAUGGCGACGACACGCGCUGUGGUGUGGCCGUCCUCUGUUAUAAUGACCGCUUCCUCGACGUUGGUAUGGCGAAACCAAUAUCUCUUACCCAUCGUCGUGUUUCCGCUCGGUGCACUUGGUGUCGCCAUUCCCGUCCUACUAUCCCUUCACGCCAUCCAACCCACAGAUGAUCUCCACUGCGACGCUACUCAUCCCAUAUGGGGACGAUUCUUAGGCUAUGCGGGCAUAUCCAUGAUCCUCACGAUUCCAUGUUUCUUCCUGUCUGCAGCAGCAGCCCGCUACGUAUUCAAAGUGCACACGGUGCAUCGAGAGCUUUUCAAGUUCACAGCUCCACCUUCGCAUUAUCUGUCAGCAGCUGAAAUUAGGGAGGUCAAUAUCACUGAACCUUCCGAGCAAAAAAAUGGGCCUUUGCCGGCUAUACCCGACUCGGAUGUGAGUCUCAAGUCCGCGGACUUCAGGAAUAGAAACCAUUUGAUGGACGACCACUUGCCAAGGAGAGAUAUGAUGCCUCGUGUUGAUGAGAUGGAUAAUGCCGCGGCUAUGUCAAAUGAGGUUUAUCCCCCGCGGGCUGAAUUUUCUCCCUCUUCCUUAUCCACAUCGACUCGGACUUCGCCAAAGCGCUUGUCGGAAACAUCGCAAUGGGACGAAUCUCAGAUACGCGACCAGCGAGCGUGCAUUGCCGUGCCCGUUGAAGAAUGUACAAUGACGCUUCCGAUAUCAAGUGAGUCGUUACUUCGCCUGGUACCCUGGUGUACACAGAGUCUUGCACCUGCGAUAUGGAGGCUCAUUCUUUUCCAAAUGGCGUUCUUUAUUACCCAAUUUCUGGCCGCGCUUUCGACUAUCAUCGAUGUAGCGAGCCAUCGCCAAUAUCCAUCGCCUUUUGGGACGCAACAUGUAGCGUUAGUACUGGUGGGAUGGGGACCGUCGAUAGUGUUUGGCCACCUUCCAGCAGUCCGCCGUAGAUUGCAGUUCUGGCGACGUCCAGACUCGAGUACGAACUGCGGCUAA
Molecule: messenger RNA, 1107 nt
Organism: Suillus discolor
Lineage: Eukaryota; Fungi; Basidiomycota; Agaricomycetes; Boletales; Suillaceae
Exons: 7
Coding region: 1-1107 (368 amino acids)
Source: RefSeq, a predicted model, not a curated record